Molecule: messenger RNA, 3376 nt
Organism: Prionailurus viverrinus (fishing cat)
Lineage: Eukaryota; Metazoa; Chordata; Mammalia; Carnivora; Felidae
Gene: MAPK10
Product: mitogen-activated protein kinase 10
Exons: 20
Coding region: 1156-2550 (464 amino acids)
Biological process (GO): JNK cascade; protein phosphorylation
Cellular component (GO): cytoplasm; nucleus
Molecular function (GO): ATP binding; JUN kinase activity
Source: RefSeq, a predicted model, not a curated record
AACCGGUGCCUAGGGCCUGGCUUAUUAGCGUUCUGGCUAACCAGAAGCUCAGGUUGAUAGCCGGGCGGCCAAGUCCCUAGCCCCUGCACGGUGGACUCCUACUUUUAGGCCAAGCCGAAAACGCCGCCGACCGCCCCCGCGCUUCCAACUUCAGAAACAGAACUUUAUGGCCCUGGGGAGUGUGAGGGGAGAGUGAAAAAUGUCUAACUGCUCGCUCUUUCCCUGUGAAUCGAAGUGACCCCUCCCCCACCUUGCCCUCCCUUGCUUCCAGCCUUGUUUCCAUACUCUCACCGGGCGGAUUUGGGCUUUGAAAGGGUGAGGAGAAGAGGGGAGAGAGAGAAAGGGCUGGGCUCUGCCAGCUCCCUGCAGCAAUAUAGCAACUUGGAAAUGGCGGGGUCAAUGAAAACAGCUCGAGUAAGGACUGUGAUGGGAACUUUGCCCAAGGGAGAAGCAGAAGCAAGAUAAGUAAUCCACCAAAACAUGAGCAGAAUAGAGCCUGUCACAAAGUGGACACUCAGACACUAUUAAAGGAAUGAAUCAACGGCUGCUGGUGGUUAUAACUCAUCUGGAGGAGGCAGAAAUGUACAGUUCCAGAUCCUGCAUGGUCAAGAUCUCAUCACGGUGGUAAAGAAGGCUUGAGAAGUCUUACUCAAGUGGCCAGUCAGCCUAAGUGUUGACUUCAGAUCACAUCAUGCCCCCAGAUUCCAUUUUCGCAUCUGCUGUUGAAGAUCCCAACCUGUGACUUAUGGCAUGUCUGAUCUGCAGUUUUGAAAGUCUUCAGAACAUGGUCUCACAGUUGGAAACGGCUAGCUGAAGAAGUGUGUCCAUAUCCAGGCAUAAAUACUAUUAAGUUUCUACUGUUCUAUGUGUGGUGUCUGGUGUGCCGUAAAAAAGUUGAGGCACACAAAAGCCAAGAAAUCACAACUCAUAUCCAAGAGACAGCAGACUCGGACUCAGAAAGGACCCAAAGUUUGAAACUGGCUAGCGUGAGGAACACCAAAGGCAGGACCAUCUCAGAUCUUCAUUAUGGCAACUCAUGCAAGAAGCUGUUGAAUUAGAACCAUUUCCUAUAGAUGAGAAACCAUACAAGCAGUGAAUAAAUCAGUCUGCUCUAGAUCUCCAACAGACAGUGAAAAAUUUUAAUGUUUGGUAUUUAUGAGCCUCCAUUUAUUGUACUACUGCAGUGAACCAACCUUGGAUGUGAAAAUUGCCUUUUGUCAGGGUUUCGAUAAACAAGUGGAUGUGUCAUAUAUUGCCAAACAUUACAACAUGAGCAAAAGCAAAGUUGACAACCAAUUCUACAGUGUGGAAGUGGGAGACUCAACCUUCACAGUUCUCAAGCGCUACCAGAAUUUAAAGCCUAUUGGCUCUGGGGCUCAGGGAAUAGUUUGUGCUGCGUAUGAUGCCGUUCUUGACAGAAAUGUGGCCAUUAAGAAGCUCAGCAGACCCUUUCAGAACCAAACGCAUGCCAAGAGAGCUUACCGGGAGCUAGUCCUCAUGAAGUGUGUGAACCAUAAAAACAUUAUUAGUUUAUUAAAUGUCUUCACACCCCAGAAAACACUGGAGGAGUUCCAGGAUGUUUACUUAGUAAUGGAACUGAUGGAUGCCAACUUGUGUCAGGUGAUUCAGAUGGAAUUAGACCAUGAGCGAAUGUCUUACCUGCUAUACCAAAUGUUGUGUGGCAUCAAGCACCUCCACUCUGCUGGAAUUAUUCACAGGGAUUUAAAACCAAGUAACAUUGUAGUCAAAUCUGAUUGUACAUUGAAAAUCCUCGACUUUGGACUCGCCAGAACGGCAGGCACAAGUUUCAUGAUGACUCCUUAUGUGGUUACCCGUUAUUAUAGAGCCCCUGAGGUUAUUCUGGGAAUGGGCUACAAGGAGAACGUGGAUAUAUGGUCUGUGGGAUGCAUUAUGGGAGAAAUGGUUCGCCACAAAAUCCUCUUUCCAGGAAGGGACUAUAUUGACCAGUGGAACAAGGUGAUUGAGCAACUAGGAACGCCAUGCCCAGAAUUCAUGAAGAAAUUGCAACCCACAGUAAGAAACUAUGUGGAGAAUCGGCCCAAGUAUGCAGGACUCACCUUCCCCAAGCUCUUUCCAGAUUCCCUCUUCCCAGCGGACUCCGAGCACAAUAAACUCAAAGCCAGCCAAGCCAGGGACUUAUUGUCAAAGAUGCUAGUGAUUGAUCCAGCAAAAAGGAUAUCCGUGGAUGACGCCUUACAACACCCUUACAUCAAUGUCUGGUACGACCCUGCCGAAGUGGAGGCGCCUCCACCUCAGAUAUAUGACAAACAGUUGGACGAAAGAGAACACACCAUUGAAGAAUGGAAAGAACUUAUCUACAAGGAGGUAAUGAAUUCGGAAGAAAAGACUAAAAAUGGUGUUGUAAAAGGACAACCUUCUCCUUCAGGUGCAGCAGUGAACAGCAGUGAGAGUCUCCCUCCAUCUUCGUCUGUCAAUGACAUCUCCUCCAUGUCCACCGACCAGACCCUGGCAUCUGACACUGACAGCAGCCUGGAAGCCUCAGCAGGACCCCUGGGUUGUUGCAGGUGACUAGCCGCCUGCCUGCGAAACCCAGCAUUCUUCAGGAGAUGAUGCGAUGGAACACACACACACGCAGACACGCGCACACACAAACACAGACACGCAACUAUAAGAAAAUGGCAAGGGAGAGAAUCCAAGCCUAAAAUUGAAACAAAUCUUUCAGCCUGCUUCUUCUCCAGAGUUCUGUAUUGCAGCUAAGCUAAAUGUAUAUUUAACUUCUAGUUGCUCUUGCUUUGGUCUUCCUCCAAUGAUGCUUACUACAGAAAGCAACUCAAAUACAAUUAGAAAAGCCUUUUCCAUAAAGUGUAAUUUUAAUGGCUGCAAAACCAGCAACCUGUAACUGCCCUUUCAAAUGGCAUGACAAGGUGUGCAGUGGCCCCAUCCAGCAUGUGUGUGUCUCUAUCUUGCAUCUACCUGCUCCUUUUGGCCUAGUCAGAUGGAUGUAGAUACAGAUCCGCAUGUGUCUGUAUUCAUACAGCACUACUUACUUAGAGACGCUACUGUCAGUGUCCUCAGGGCUCUACCAAGACAUCAUGCACUGGGGUACCACAUGGUCCAUUUCAUGUGAUCUAUUACUCUGACAUAAACCCAUCUGUAAUAUAUUGCCAGUAUAUAAGCUAUUUAGUUUGUUAAUUGAUUAAGCUGUAUGUCUUAUAAGAAAACAUGUAAAGGGGGAAAAUAUGGGGGGAGUGAGCUCUCUCGGACCCUUGAAGAUGUAGCUUCCAAAUUUGAACUGAUUAAAUGGCACCUGUAUACCAAUUUGUAGAAAGAACAUAUGUGAUGCUUAUGUACAGUGUGGGGGUGGGAGGGGGUAACAGUUUCCAGGUACUAAAUG